This is a messenger RNA of Linum trigynum, 2047 nucleotides long. The record is from the annotation of a GenBank genome assembly. NCBI's taxonomy places the organism in Eukaryota, Viridiplantae, Streptophyta, Magnoliopsida, Malpighiales, Linaceae.
AGUCUAGUUGGUCAGGAUAUUCGGCUCUCACCCGAAAGACCCGGGUUCAAGUCCCGGCAACGGAAUUUUAAAUUUUUUCGCGCCCCCGCCAUCUUCCCACACGACGGAAACGACGUCAGUUCAUCUCGUCUCUCACGCCCAGAACUGGCCGAACUCCUGUAACGUUUCCCUCCUCACCACUUUCCCAGAAAAAUUUCCGGUUCUCUUCUCCGAAAUUAGGGUUUUGGUGUCUGCUUCAAUUACCAAGGUUCGCGUUUCCUCCGCUUAAACCCGGUAACGUUGCUAGACAUCUUGCUUUCUCAGUGUUUUCGUCGGUUCCCUUUCAAAUUCGGCCCGCUUUCUGUACACCCACAAAUCGCUGUGUGACUCUGGUCAUUCCGUUUAGUUACUCUUUCAGUUCUUACCGUCGUUGGAUGUAUUCCGUUUCGAGCUUGAUGUGUUGAUUUCGAAGGGGGUUGAGAUUCUAUUGUUUCUUCCUCUCCAGCCCCAGCCAAUUGAAUGGUGAUAUCGAUCAGUCUGCUCUUUGAUUAAGCAUUGGAAUCUUUUCGGGUUGCUCUUGUAAAAAGGUUUACCGUUUAGGCAUACGGCAUCCAACUAAUGGCAUGCACUGCAAUGAGUUUUACGAUGAGCGAUUUCGUCGUAAAAUCAAUUAUUCGUAGACAUUCUUCAAUCCGUUCUCUUUGGCUCACUCCUAGGUUAUCUUGUAGCUGUGUUCCUAGAAAUAGCUGCAGUAUUUCAUGAGCAGCUGGACAAACGAGUCUACUAACAGAUAUUUAGGAAUUUUUGUGUAGCUAACCCAAGAUUAGUCUUUUCUGGUCUAUUAGAUAUGGUUUCUUCUACAGAGGAUGCUCUACUUUCCCCAUGAACACAUAGUUCCUUUUUCUCGUGGCUUUUUUUUGAGAUUGUGCUUCAUGUGUCUUUCAGAAAUGGCUGUCAAUGAGGAUCCUGCAGAAGGCUCUAUACCUUCCAUUAUUCUCGAGUCUCUUGUAUCUUCCCAGAACGGUGAUUCUCUUUCCACUGAAGACAUUGCUUGGGCUGAUUCGUGCCUAGUCAAAGACCCCGAUAUUUCAGCCGGUGACUGGAGCUCUAUCAAAGAUGCUUUGCUAGAAGUGCUUAGCCUAGUACCUGAAUCACUGGACUCCUUGUCCGGAGACAUGGAUGGCUGUGUUGGGGGAACUGAUGAUUUCCAGAUGCUUCCUCCUGAUCAAGCUGUGGUAAUUGAGCAGCCUUCUUUGAGAAGUGAUGAUAAUUAUCAUGUGACAGUUGGCGAUGAACCAAACCUGAACGUUGAUGCUAUGCUAUCGAAGGAGGAAAUGGAUGUCUUGUACUCCCUACAGUUUCUGAGUCAAGAUCCUGAGACUUUCAAUGGCGAUUGGAAUUCUAUGAGGGACGCUGUGGAGAGAAUACUUUCAUUGCGCCCUAAAGAGAUCGGGAGCACGGUGACACUUCAUGAUGUUGAGGAUGCAAAAUCUUCUGCAGGAGCAGAUCGAGAUUUUGAUUAAGAACCAAAAAUGAAGCCACAGCAGGCCAACAGUGAUACAUCAGAGAGUUUCCAGGUGGGUGCCUUGAAUGAUAACCCUAAAGAAUCCAAGCAGAGUGUUUCACUACCAGCUGAUACAACCAGUCCAGCAGAAGAUGCAGGAGUUACAAGUAGCGAGAUCUUUAAGCUGUGGGAUUUGGGAAUUCCUGCUGAAGAAGAAGAGGAGGAUGACGAGUUAAUAAAAAAACUGAACAGGGCGCUUGCUGAUAGUUCGGUUCAGUCGAUUGCACCGGUAGUUGAUGAUUCCGAGACAAUGCGAGAUUUGAAAGUAGGCGCACUUGAUUAUUUGAUCGCUGGCAUUGGAGACCUAUCCAUCAAGCCGCAUUCUGGUUAGCUUUUGAUAGGCAAAAUAGGCAUUCCUCACCCGUGUUAGUGUAUAGCUUUCCGCUGCCAUUUCUAGUUCAACUUAGAAUAUGUUUGUCGUGGCGAAAACUAUGAUGUAGAUUGAGAUUUGAGAAUGUAGAAACCUUUCAGCUUGAUGAAUGAUAAUUAAGAACAGAGUCACAU